CGCUCUUUGCGUUCAUUUCAUUCCUCUUCUCAUUCCGAGCAUUCUUUGCAUCUCUGUCAGUGAGCGAAGCGAUGCGCCUACAACAUCUUCCUUGCCGACUCAGAAACACCAGAAUAACUUGACACUGUAUUGUAAAUUCCCAGUAACACCACAUGAGCUUAAAAAGUGGAUGUUUGAUAUGAAUUAUCAAUAACGAGUUAGCCCAGCCGGCAGUUGUUGGGGGAUUUCUCCGGAGCUUUUUCGGACCACAUCGACAGAAAACACCGGAGAGACUUGUUGCUUCGCCACUUUGGACGUUGCGUGUUUCGGUCGCCAUCGAAGUUUGUUGUCUCUCCCUAGUCUGCUCCAGGCAUCAGCUCGGAGAGCCCAACCGACAAAAUUGAUCCCAGCAGCUGGAGCGGUAGCGAGAGUCCUGCCGAGGACAUGGAAGGGAUGAGCGACUCGGCAGACAAGCCCGUGGACAAUGAUGCAGAAGGGGUGUGGAGUCCUGACAUUGAACAGAGCUUCCAGGAGGCCUUGGCCAUCUACCCUCCCUGUGGACGUCGGAAGAUCAUCCUGUCAGAUGAGGGGAAAAUGUAUGGUCGCAAUGAGCUGAUUGCCAGAUACAUCAAGCUUCGGACUGGGAAGACAAGGACUCGCAAGCAGGUGUCUAGUCACAUACAGGUCUUAGCAAGAAAGAAAGUUCGAGAAAUCCAAGCUGCCAUUAAGGUACGUCUGGCUUUGCCCAGUUGCAGGGGGCUUUUCAUUGCCAUGGUUACAGGCUCUUCCUUUGUUUUCCUCCCCUCCCCUACCCUGCAGGUGUCUAGUCACAUUCAGGUUCUUGCCAGAAGGAAAUCUCGAGAGUUUCAUUCCAAGCUAAAGGUCACAAGUAUGGACCAAGCCGUGAAGGACAAAGCUCUCCAGAGCAUGGCCUCCAUGUCGUCAGCUCAGAUCGUCUCUGCCACAGCUAUUCACAACAAGCUAGGCCUGCCAGGCAUCCCUCAUCCAGCCUUCCCUGGAGCAGGGAUAUGGCAGGGGAUGAUAUCAACAAGUCAGCCAGGAUCCUCACACGACAUCAAACCUUUCACCCAGCAAUCCUAUCCCAUGCCGCCUGCAGUCACAAACGCUAUUUCAAGCUAUCAGCCCACGGAAACUCCCGCUCCGACAGCACCGGCAUGGCAGGGUCGCUCUGUCGGUACCACUAAACUGCGACUGGUAGAGUUUGCUGCAUUCCUGGAGCAAAAGAGAGACCCAGACUCGUACAACAAGCACCUCUUUGUGCAUAUCGGGCAGACAAAUCAUUCCUACAGCGAUGCCCUGCUGGAAUCGGUGGACAUUCGUCAGAUUUAUGACAAAUUCCCAGAAAAGAAAGGCGGGCUGAAGGAGCUGUACGGAAAGGGCCCCCAAAACUCCUUCUUCCUUAUAAAGUUCUGGGCUGACCUCAACUGCAACAUUCAGGACGAGAAUAGCUCUUUCUACGGCGUAACUAGUCAGUAUGAGAGCUCAGAGAACAUGACCAUCACAUGCUCCACUAAAGUGUGCUCCUUUGGCAAGCAGGUGGUCGAGAAAGUGGAGACUGAAUACGCGCGGUUUGAGAAUGGACGAUUUGUUUACAGGAUAAGCAGAUCUCCAAUGUGUGAAUACAUGAUCAACUUCAUCCAUAAGCUAAAGCACCUGCCUGAGAAGUACAUGAUGAACAGUGUGCUAGAGAACUUCACUAUCUUAUUGGUAGUGACGAACAGGGACACUCAGGAGACGCUGCUAUGUAUGGCGUGUGUGUUUGAGGUGUCCAACAGCGAGCACGGCGCCCAGCAUCACAUCUACAGACUGGUAAAAGAAUGAAUCAAUCCUCUUUCCUCACAGACUCUCUGACCUCCAGACAAGUGGCUGUGCCUCUCGCUGAAAGUCACACCAACGACGCGUUUUGUUGGUCAUUACCUGAAGUCUCCUUUUAUCACUGUGUUGUUUUGUGUUGUUCAACUGCAGUUGUUUUAUUUUACCAACGCUUUACUGCUGGAAGUCUCCUUGAGAGAUUAUACUCAGUAAAGUAGGAGGAACUGUGGCAUUUACGUACAAAUAUGUACUUCUCUAAAAUUAGGAAAUGGACCUGUGUGUGUUGUCUUUGUUAUUUUUGCUAAGACACAAAAUAUAUAAAUGGGCUAUUGGCCUUUUUGUGCUAGUUGCCUAAUGAGACAUGCGUAAUAUGUUGAGAAUAUGUGUUCCAUCAGCAGCCAAUAGAGCUCCAAAGAAGCUGUCAUGACACUAAAUAUUCUGCUUUUCUUUCUGUGUUCAAUCAACAACCAGUAUAUUAUAUCCCUGUUGAAGCAUUUCAGCACCCUUGCAGCAAUUUGAGUGCUCUCUAAAAAGAGAAACUACAAUCAUUUUGCUGCAUUUUCUAAUGAAUUCAGGAAACAUUCCAAUUUGCUUCAGCAUUCCCAUUCCUCUCAAGUAGGAGAAUUUUUCAUUUCUGGAAAGUUAAAAACACUACAAAAACUUGACUGUCUAAAACAGGGGUCUCAAACUCAAUUUACCUGGGGGCCACUGGAUGCAGAAACUGGGUGAGGCUGGGCCGCAAGAAAAUAUUUCUUAAAAAAAUCUAACAUGCACUUUUUAAUGAAUUCACCUUCUUUGAAUGGCUUUCCCGCCCUAGCAACAUAUUUGCCAACCAUCCCGAUUUUUCCGGGAGAUUCCCGAAUUUCAGUGCCCAUCCCGACUAUCUCCCGGGGCUCCAUUCUGCCGAAUUUGUCCCGAUUUUAACCCGGACAACAUUAUUAAGGGCGUGCCGUGAUGGCACUGCCUUUAACGUCCUCUACAACCUGUCGUCGCGUCCACUUU
This is a messenger RNA of Nerophis lumbriciformis (worm pipefish), 2814 nucleotides long. RefSeq names its product TEA domain family member 1b (gene tead1b). Gene Ontology annotation, cellular component: transcription regulator complex. Lineage: Eukaryota; Metazoa; Chordata; Actinopteri; Syngnathiformes; Syngnathidae. The record is from RefSeq and is a predicted model, not a curated record. Gene Ontology annotation, molecular function: DNA-binding transcription factor activity, RNA polymerase II-specific; RNA polymerase II cis-regulatory region sequence-specific DNA binding. Gene Ontology annotation, biological process: embryonic organ development; regulation of transcription by RNA polymerase II; hippo signaling.